Teleopsis dalmanni is the source of this 3270-nucleotide messenger RNA. RefSeq names its product coiled-coil domain-containing protein CG32809-like. Gene Ontology annotation, cellular component: cytoplasm. The transcript is spliced from 14 exons. The record is from RefSeq and is a predicted model, not a curated record. Lineage: Eukaryota; Metazoa; Arthropoda; Insecta; Diptera; Diopsidae. Bases 1 to 2661 code for a protein of 886 amino acids.
AUGGGUUACAAGCCCAAUCUCAGUCAAAUUGGCAAGCAGGCACCUUAUUAUGUCGGUGCAUCGCAGACAUUACCCAGAGGCAUAUACUCGGAUCGUAAUAAAGUGACCAUAGGAGCGCCAGUAAAACCCUUAAGAUCACAUAGCUCAAGGGGUAGCAUGGAGCCCUUAUUUCCUUAUCCCCCGGAUCAAUUAUACAGUAUCCCAGAUGGAUACUCAAGUUCUCCAGAACGAAGUUCACGUGGUAAUUAUGAGGAACCUUAUUAUAGUCAAUAUGGCACUAGAGCUUCUGUUGUUGCACCCAUUAUAGAUGAAGAGCAAAGUGAUGUUGGCAUAGCUGAGGAUCAAUAUGCACUUUAUGGUAUGAAAGUCGGACCGAGCCGUAUGCCAAGAACAAGUCAAAUGUAUGAUCCAACAAGACCCGAAGAUCUUCAUCGCAUACGCGUAGAGCAUAUGGAACGUCAAUUGGCUAAUUUGACUGGACUUGUGCAAAAAGCGUUGGUUAAUCAAAACCCCCAAAUUGCACCACUCACAGUGCCAACAUUGGAUCAAAACUAUUUGGUUGUACCCACACAAUGCCAAGCAAAUGGAUCUGGCGAUGAGUUGUAUACGAUCACUAGGGAAAAAGCACCUAAACUAGGAAGAAAUGCUUGUCAAAAAUCGGUGUCCUUUGAGAAAUCAGUAUCCUUUAGCGACGACAUACAAGGAAUACCAAAAUCGCAUAGUCCACAACAUGCCGCCGAUACAAAACCAACCAAACCAGCCAUAAAAUCAUCAACCUUACCUCGUACAUCAUCACAAGAACGAGAUCGCAUAAAACCACCACCUCCUCCAAAGCCAUUGGUCUUGGCUCAAACACAUCAGAGUUAUCGUGCAGAUAUAGCGCUUGCUCCAGAAGUGUAUAAUCACUUACGUGGUCUACAGAAGAAAGCUAAGGAUUUGCGCAUGGAAGUGCGUACUCUAAGACGUUUAUCACAGGCUCAAGCCGUUGCAGUACGUGAAGAUAUUAAAGGCGCAUUUAUGAGAAUACGUGCCACAUUAUUGGCUAGUAGUGGCAGUAAUUGGGGACAUCCCGGCGAUCAGGAUACAACACGUAUUUCACGCGAAGAGGAACUUUAUAAACAGGAAGUUAUACGAUUAGAAAAGGAUUUAAGCGAUUUGGAGACAUCUGUAGAGAGCCUGCGUGGAGAAGUUAUAAAUCGUAGAACUCGUGUCAAUAUGACAGCCGUAGAGGAUAUGGCACUCGUUUUAAGCAGAGCAAGUAAAACUGUUGCUGAACUUAAGAUGAGAUUUCCCGCUCUAUCAAAUGGAUUGCGUUGUAUCAUAUCGAAUGAAAUGGAGAAAGUAGUGCGUGAAGAAAAGUUCCUUAAAGAAGAGCCUGAUAGACUUGAGUCUGCUCUUAGGCGUUGUAAAAAGUUAACCGGCACUUUAGUAACUCUUAAAAGAUUGGCGAGUGUGCAAGAACAACGUCUUCCACCAAAUGAGCCACAAAUCAAUGAGGAACCUCCACGUUCCGCAGAAAUCUCCUCAGCCGAUAAGCCAAUCCCAACUCCCAGGAUGGGGUCGUUCACUGUCAGCGGGGGACCCCCACCCGAAAACGCACUCGAUGCUUUGCUAGAUGAAUUACAGACAUUCUCAAAGCCACUAAUACAAAACAAUGAGAUACAGAUACGUCCUGACGAUUCUGCAUCUGAUGAAAGUGCACAAGGUGUACAAAGUACAGUAACUACUCAAAUGUCCCAAGCAAGACUUUACAUACAAAAUGACACAAAUCUUCAACAACUCCAACAGCUCCAACCACAAAUACAACAAAUACAACAACUUCAACAACAGCAACAAUUGCAACAAGCACAACAGCUGCCAAUAGGAAUUGUCGGCACCAACAACAUACAAAAUCGUAUCUUAAGCAACAGUAACAAUAGCAACAACACCGUAACUUACUUGCAACACUCGAAUGUGGGCAGUUUGCGUCGCUUACACUCCUACACCAGUGGCUCCGAUGCUGACAUCUCGCCUACUCAAAAUAACAGAUCAGUCGGCAAGCCACCAGUGCCAGAACGCAAUGCAGAGCUCAUAUCUAAAGUAGGAAAUAAACGCAUACCACCACCACCACCCCCACGUACCAGCUCCCGCAGUCCACUGGCAAGUCCCACUAGCGCAAAUGCACCACAACAGCUUGCAAUUUUGAGCGAAUCUGACAGUUCCAUCAAGGAAAGCAUUGCUGAGUGCAAUAGCGGAAAUUCAAGCGGCAACGAAUCUGGCAACGAUCACGUACAGCGACAGGCAGCACUUGAGAAACGCCACCAGGAAUUAUUGAAAAAACAAAAACAAUUACAAGAACAAUAUCAACGCUUGCAGCAAAUGAGUAAAAUUUCUGGUGUUGAGGUGGCACCAAAUGCAGGUGGUACUGAUGCCAAUGGUGCUGAAGUAUUACAAAAAAUGGGCAGCGAAACGAACUUACAAUACAAUAACACAGAUUUAUCUAUAACCACAAAUGUAGGCAUUGAACAGAAUGUGAAUUCCAUAGACAAUGGCGUGGCAGUGGAGAAAUUACAAAGUAAAAUCAUAAUUCGGCAAUCGAAAGAGGUGACAGGCAACGCUGAUGCACAACUUGCAACUGGCGGCACCACAACAAAACAAGUCUACGAGACUGAGAUACUUUAACGAAAAUCGGUGCUGACGUGGCUUGAAACCGAAAUCGAUAUUUAAGCGAUAUUAUCGAUAUUAAAUGAUAAUAAAUCAUCUUCUUUCAUACAUAACUGCGAAACAGGACUAGAGACUCUAGUGAAUUAUAAACCCAGUUACCAUAUUUACAGCAAAUACAGUAAUUAUAUUUAUAUACAAUGCGAUUUAUGCAUACCUACAUAUAAUGCACAAUUUUAUAAAAGUAUUUGAAGCGAUUUUUACUGUACUCUCAUAAAUUUUUUCAUUAUUUGGACGUUUCACUUGCACCCCAAGGUCCGCAUAUAUCCUUUAUUAAAUAGCGACGAAUGUAAUUAUGCAAUCACAAGGACACAUUUGAUAAGAUUAUUUUUAAGAUACACAAUUUUUUUUAAAGAAUUCACAUGCGUUAGUGUUUAGACAAUUCACAUGAUAAAAAAUUUGAGAGUUAUACGGUUUUUGCGUAUGUAUGUAUAAAUAUAAAAGUUGGUAAUUCAAUGAAGAUAUCCUAGCAAAAGGUACUAAAAACAAAUCAAUUUUAUGAAAUCUCAUAUCUCAUAUUAAUGAGAAUAAGUAAACAAUUCUCAGAACCUCUAGAAAGUGGACAUUGAA